AGCAUUACCCUACAUUGGGGAAAUGAGCCUUCAAAGGACCGAGGGUUUUUCCUCCUAUUGAUUCUGAACAAGGCCAUCCUUUGCUAUAUAAGUGGCUGGAGUCAUGGAUUCCUCCAUGUGUACUCAUCAUAUUUUUUAAUGAGAGGGUAACUUUUUCAGAUUCAGAGUUAUGAAGAGAGUGGAGUUACAGGUAAAAGGGAAAGCUGCUGCUGCUGGUGGUGGUGGUAUUUAUUUCAUUUGGUCACAGCCUUUGUAUCAUUUUUCCCCCUUAGGUUUGUACAAACAAGCUCUAGAAGUUUCAUCGUUAGAUGGGCAAUAUCAGUCCACUGGGCAUUCUGUCGGAGAAGAAACAAGUUAGGCAAGGGCUCUGAGGCUCUUAAGUCGCUGAAGGUUUGGAUGUCCUUUUCUCAGCUUCACACCUACAUGCAAAUCAUCUGUUCAUAGUAAGUUAAUAAAAAUAAACCCCACAAUUUAACGUGCGCGUACAUUUUACGCAUAUGUAAAUCUUGGAAAGCCACAUAACUAUUUCCAGCCCGCAUUUGGGUGUUUGCCACUAUGGACUGGGGCAGGCUUCCAGAGGAGGUGGCUGUUCCGUGACAAACUGGAACACACUAGUGGUCACGGCGCCAAUUCCCCCCAACUCCUCAUCACAGCUAUCUUCGUUUCCCCUUCUGCAGCCAUGUUUUUCUGAUUCAAUUAGCGAAGGCCCCCAAGUCGCCACGAAAAGCGGGUAUAACAGACCUGGAACCUUAGUAGGGUAGCCAGAACAGCAAAGAAAGCUCAUUGCACAUGCGCGGGGCAGGGAGGCGCGCGCAUGCGCUUUGGCGGAUGCCCCCGGCUCUCCGGCCUCUCGCGGCGGCUGGGCGACUGCGCGCGACUGACGUGCCUGGCGAGCGGCGGCGGCGGGACUCCGCAAGGGGAAGGAGCGCCGCCGAGGUGGAUGAGACCAUGAAACGGUGGGGCACGCCCCUUCAGAAGCUGUUGUUCAAGACAAUCUAGUUUUGUUUCAUGAAUCUUGUAAGCCACUUAUGAAGUUUCUUGUUCAAAAAUUGCCGUACUGCAAUGAAGAAAAGGAGAAAGGUUACUUCAGAUCUUGACGAGAAGAUCCAUCUAGGCUAUCAUAAAGAUUCUUCAGAAGAAAAUGCUGCUGUGGAAUGUGGCCAAGUGACCUACACUCAGUCGACAGAAAGACCAACCCCUGAAGCUCUUCAGUGUUGCCAAGAGCUUCCCACCUCUCCGGAUCAGAGAAAGCUUUUGAGUUCUUUGCAGUACAAUAAGAAUUUGCUGAAGUACUUGAACGAUGAUAGGCAGAAGCAGCCGUCUUUCUGUGAUUUACUUAUCAUAGUAGAAGGGAAAGAAUUCAGUGCUCAUAAAGUAGUAGUUGCUGUUGGCAGUAGUUAUUUCCAUGCGUGUUUGAGCAAAAAUCCAAGCACGGAUGUCGUCACCCUGGAUCACGUAACGCAUUCAGUUUUUCAGCAUUUGCUCGAGUUUCUUUACACAUCAGAGUUUUUUGUGUACAAAUACGAAAUACCUCUUGUUUUAGAGGCGGCAAAAUUUUUGGACAUUAUAGACGCAGUGAAGCUGCUGAAUAAUGAGAACGUUGCUACGUUUCAGGCGGAACUCACUGACAAGUCGUCCCCAGAAGAGACACUAAAUGAAUUAACCGGAAGGCUAUCCAACAAUCAUCAGUGCAAAUUUUGUAGUAGGCAUUUCUGCUAUAAAAAGUCCUUAGAGAACCAUUUAGCUAAGACUCAUAGGUCCCUGUUACUGGGGAAAAAACAUGGGUUAAAAAUGCUGGAGCGCAGUUUCUCUACUCGGAGGUCCAAGAGGAAUCGGAAGUGUCCCGUGAAGUUUGAUGACACCAGUGACGAUGAACAGGAAAGUGGGGAUGGGUCAGACAAUUUGAAUCAGGAAAGUUUUGAUAAGGAGAGGUCGGAUAGGAAUGACUCCGAGGACCCUGGAAGUGAUUAUAAUGUGGAGGACGAGGAGCUGGAGGAGGAAGUGUCAGAUGAGGAGUCUGACACCGAGCAGAGUGACAAAGACAAUGACGCAGAAGAGGAGCCCGAGGCUGCUGACUCUGCAGGAAGCAUCCACGAAGGGUUGGCUCCCGUAGUCAUUCAGAACAGCAAUAAGAAGAUCCUGCAGUGUCCCAAGUGUGAUAAGACAUUUGACCGGAUAGGGAAAUAUGAGAGCCACACCCGUGUGCACACAGGUGAGAAGCCCUUUGAGUGUGAUAUCUGUCACCAGCGUUAUUCGACCAAGUCUAACCUAACCGUUCACAGAAAGAAGCACAGCAGCGAGGUAGAGUUUCAUAAGAAGGAGCACAAGUGCCCUUACUGUAAUAAGCUGCACGCGAGCAAGAAGACGCUAGCCAAGCACGUCAAGAGAUUUCAUCCUGAAAAUGCACAAGAAUUUAUUUCCAUUAAGAAGACUAAGAGUGAGAGUUGGAAAUGUGAUAUUUGUAAGAAAUCUUUUACUCGAAGACCACACUUGGAAGAACACAUGAUUCUGCAUUCACAAGAUAAACCUUUUAAAUGUACCUAUUGUGAAGAACAUUUCAAAUCCAGAUUUGCACGGUUAAAGCAUCAAGAGAAGUUCCAUCUAGGACCCUUCCCAUGUGAUAUAUGUGGUCGUCAAUUCAAUGACACUGGAAAUUUGAAACGUCAUAUAGAAUGUACUCACGGUGGAAAGAGGAAAUGGACUUGCUUUAUUUGUGGGAAGUCAGUUCGAGAAAGAACUACUUUGAAAGAACAUUUGAGAAUACACAGUGGAGAAAAGCCUCAUCUUUGUAGUAUCUGUGGGCAAAGUUUUCGUCAUGGAAGCUCAUACAGGCUUCACUUACGCGUGCAUCAUGAUGAUAAAAGAUACGAGUGUGAUGAAUGUGGGAAGACAUUCAUUCGCCAUGACCACCUCACAAAGCACAAAAAAAUACAUUCAGGUGAGAAGGCUCAUCAGUGUGAAGAGUGUGGAAAGUGUUUCGGUCGCAGGGAUCACCUCACUGUCCAUUACAAGAGUGUGCAUCUGGGGGAGAAGGUGUGGCAGAAAUAUAAAGCAACAUUUCAUCAAUGUGAUGUUUGUAAGAAGAUUUUUAAAGGAAAAUCAAGUCUGGAAAUGCAUUUUCGGACACAUUCAGGUGAAAAACCAUACAAGUGUCAAAUUUGCAAUCAGUCAUUUAGAAUUAAGAAAACUUUAACAAAACACCUGGUUAUUCACUCUGAUGCUCGGCCUUUCAAUUGUCAACACUGUAAUGCAACGUUUAAGCGGAAAGAUAAGCUGAAGUACCACAUUGACCAUGUUCAUGGGAUAAAAUCUCCUGAUGAUUCUCUCAGUACUUCUGAGGAAAAACUCAUGUCUUUGCCAAUAGAGUACUCAUCUGAUGAUAAGAUCUUUCAAGCAGAAACAAAACAGUAUCUGGACCAGCCCAAAGUUUAUCAGUCGGAAGCCAAGACUAUGCUACAGAAUGUGUCUGCGGAAGUAUGUGUUCCAGUAACAUUGGUCCCAGUUCAGAUGCCUGACACAUCCAGCGAUCUGGUGUCUCAUACUACCACACUCCCCACAUCGUCCCAUGAGAUGCUGCCACCACAGACGCAGCCAACUGAUUAUCCUCGUGCAGCAGACUUAGCAUUUCUGGAAAAAUACACUCUUACUCCUCAGCCUGCAAAUAUAGUUCACCCAGUCCGACCUGAACAGAUGCUAGAUCCUAGAGAACCGUCUUAUCUUGGAACAUUACUGGGCCUUGAUAGCACAACUGCUGUUCAGAAUAUGUCCACUAGUGAGCAUCGUUCAUGAGUCAACAUUCCAUAGACCUCUUGAUGCUUGUAAGCUGACAGUCAGAAGCUACUGGCUUUGAAUGAGUAGGGCUGCUGUUUUUUCUCCAUUUUUUUUUUUUUUAAAUAAUUUCUCAAGUCUUCAGAACAGCUUCAAAUCAAGAAAAGUUUAUUUCUAUUGACUGAAUACUUGGACACAUUUUAACAUGAUAUUAGAAGUAUGAUUUUUUUAAAAAAGAUCAUUUAGUACUAAUUUUGAAAUUUUAAAAUUUCAGAUUAUUAGCUGCUGACAAUGGUGGAGAUAUUUUUUAAAUCAUCAGUGGAAAUUUUUUCUCUUUCUUUCUUUUUGUUUUUUUGAGACAGGGUCUUAGUUUGUAGCCCAGGGUAUCCUCAAUUUGUGACAGACUUUCUGCCUUAGCCAACCAAUUGCUAGGAUUAUAGGUGUGAGCCCAAGCCAAGGUUUUUACUUCUAAUCAUCUAUUUUUCUCUCCCAUAUUGCUAUGAAGUUUUAAGAACCAUGUAGUCUAUAGGAAGGGAUGUAAAAAUAUGUCAAUAAUGGCAAAAUUUUAAUACUAAUUAAAUAUUUCAUUCAGAAUUUCAAAAUUGAGUUUAGAAACUUAUUGAAAUUUCUUACAAUUUUUGUAAGAAAAUCUUGAUACUUUCAGGUUGUCAUCUAUCUAUUGUUUUUGUCAUUAUAUUUGGGUUUUUUACAAGCCAAAAUCCAAGAGCUAACAAAUACAAGGUUAGCAUGUUAAAUGAAAUGUAAAAUUGUUAUUUUAAUCCAGAUAAUUGGACCUGUAUUCAACUAUCAUAAGUAAUAAAUACAAACUUAGAUCUAGGCACUAAAUUAUCUAAUUGAAUAUAUCUUAAUGAAAAUAUGUCAGUUUCACCUACAUAUCAAUAUACAUGUGCAUUUGUAUUUGACCACUUAGUCCACAUUCAUAGUCUGUUUCAGCAUCUACAGAUGUAUAAAGAAAGACAAGUGUAACUAAAUCAAUGGCAGUUCAAUCAAAUAAUGUAGUUAGCAUUUCAUUUCGCACAUUUGGCUGAUUGAAAUAGGGAAACAGAAUAUCAGAAAAGGUGCCAAACCCAUUCUUAGAUUUGCCCUAACUUAACAUGAUGCUCAGUGCAGUACCGUUUGUGUAUAGACUGACACUUAAACCAGAUCUUUAUUUUUGCUUUUGUGUGAAUUUGUCUCUAUUCUUCAUUCUUGUUUUUGGAUGAGGCAAUGGUUGAAUUCUUGAUGAAAGGAAAUAGGAAUUACAGGAGCACUUCACAGAUUAAGUUUAGGUGAAGAAAAAAAUCUGCCAGAAGGGGUUGGGGAUUUAGCUCAGUGGUAGAGUGCUUGCCUAGCAAGCGCAAGGCCCUGGGUUCGGUCCCCAGCUCCAAAAAAAAGAAAAAAAAAAUCUGCCAGAAUUAUGAAAUACCUUUAGAUAUGGGCAUUUUGCAUUUUUUUCAACUCACUUUCAUCUUAUGUAGGAUGAGGUUUGUCUUGUGGGGCUGCUGAUGCUUACACAGGCAGGGUUGACUCACUGUUAACAUGCAGUUUGUAUGUAAACUACUGGAAAAGUAGCAGUUUCAAACUUUUUCCUAUUUCAAUUUGUUUACACUGCUAAUUGCUUUUAGCACUUUUUUGUGUGUGAAUGUGUGUGUGUAAACUGUAAGGUCUUGCCUGGCCCUUGUGGGUUUUAAAAACAUAUCACAAAUAAAAUGAUGAACUUUUAGUGGAUAAAAUGUAACCAGUAAGGAGGAAACUGUUGAAGCACUUAAGAAACAAAGGUACUUUAUAGGAACAGUUGCCAUAUAAUGUUCAAAGAGCAUGUUGCAAAUUGAGGCACUAACCAAAGGAGCGAAGAUAAAUGAUAGCUAUAACCCCUGAGUUUGCCUCACUUAUCAGAGUUUGGUUGUUGUAAUUGUCUUUGGAUCAGUGAACUUAAUUUUAUAUUAUUUCUUAUUGCUAAAGCAUUCUUAUUUACUUAAUGUAGAAAUGUUCUGUGGGGACUAACAAUGGAGCUUGAGUCUGAGGCACUAUGAGUCCUAGACUUAUAAAUCAAGUUCAAGAGGACAGAUUUGUGAUUUUUAUCCUAAAGGCAGAUAAGGUUUUUAACUAAAUAUCUUACUGAAAUGAAAACAUCAUACGUAUAAAAUGUACUUUGCUUUAGAGAUAAGCUAAUGUAGAAAAAUUAGGGUUUAUCAGAAAAGGCAAAUGUUAUAUAUGUGUUUAUGUGCAUGAUAAAUUGUACAUUUUGGCAGAAAAGGAGGCUACAACAUUUCACAGUGGAUAUAUUGCCUUGGGUUUUGAAGGUAUUUAAGGUUCUUUCAAUAAUGAUACUUUAACAUGUUAAAUAUAUGACUUAAUUUUAGGAAUUGGUUUACAUAGGACUUUUUAUGAAUAUAGCUCUUAUGUAAAGUGACAUACAAUUGUAUAAUUGUACUUAGCUAUUGUAGUAGAAAAGCUGGAAUAGUGUCUGUUAUCUAAAAUAUUUUCAUGUUAUCUCAUUUGAACCUCGUAAGCAGUUUUGAAAUAGAAAGGAAAUGACACAUUUCCAUUUUAGAGAGAUAGGACUCAUCAUGACUCUACUCUCAUGGCAGACUGCCUUUAGUGGAAGGAGGAGACCCCAUAGCAUUAACCAGUGCUUACUGGGUCAAGUCCUGCGUUCUCUUGGUCCUAUUGCAGACUGGAGGUAGAUAGUUUAUAUUUAGGAAGAAAUAUUUAGGAAGAAAUAAGUAAACCCACAAUAAUGAAAAAAAUUACCUGUUCCCUCUGGUUUCCAAAAAUGUAAGAACAUGGAUUUGAGUAAGCUGAAUGUAUAUUAGUAUUUUAAGUUGGCACAAAAAUUAUAAAAUGGGCCCCACUCUUCUUAGUUGACCUUUUUAUGACUCUAAAAUCAUUAUUUUGUAACUAUGGUUAAAAUUUUGAAUCUCACAAGUAAGUUUAGCCUCAUUGUGAAUAUUUUAUUUUGUGAGUAUAAUUUAUUGUUUUAAAUUAAUUUUGAUAGAUAUGUUAGCACUUAAUCUGUAAAUUGAAUAAGUUAUUGAGUGCAGAAAUUUAUUAACUUACUGUCUCUGACUUAAUGCACCAAAGAUUUUGAGUAGGUAUUGAAUAGUUUAAAAGAAUUUAAAUUCUUUGUUGUUUGACUAUAUAUUUGUCCAAAGAAGCACAGCUGAAGUUCUUGGAUACUGAAUUUUAAAAAUUGUUAGUUUGAAUACUGAGAUUAAGUAUUAAGUGUUUGUGUUUAUAUGUAUAAAAUAAGUAGAGGAAAAUACUCUGGGAACAUUCAUACUGACCAACCAGUUACAAGUGAGAGUACUCAUUUCUCUCCGUUUAGUUGAGUACAGUUUUUUAAUGAACACUAUUCAAUAAUUUUAUAUUUUACACUACAUUAUAAAAAUAAUUUCUGCCUUAGAGGUUUUUUGGUUUUGACAGCCUAAAAAUACCCCUUAACCCGUAGGGUUUGUUCCUCAUGCCAGCAAGAUACCUUCAUGCUACUACAAAAGUAGAAAUGUUUGCAGACUUUUAAUUUAGAACUUUACUGCUGGGCAAAAGAGGAAUAAAAAAAUACCAUUUUAAACUGGUGCUUUAAUAAACUGACUGCCUUUUAAGUGAUGGUAACAUAAAAGAAGUACACUAAUUCCUUUCAACUUUAAAAAAGUGUCAAAACCACCUUUAUGGAGUGACUAUAAAGUGUUAAGGGCUAAUCAGUUCCACCCGUUGCUUUUCACUCAAUCCCAGGUUACCUAAACACAACUAACCUGGUACAUUUAUGAGCUUGAAUGUUCUUCCUACAAUAUCACUCUAAUUUAUUAUUUAUCAAGAGGUUUUGAACAUUAGUUCUUUAAGAGUGUCCUUUUAGACCAUCUUUUCUGAAUCAAAUACUUUGUACUUUUUCAGAGAUGUGUAGUUAUGUAGCAUUUUUCUCUGUUGCCUAGAUUGUACUGGUAAAUAAAGGACUUGUUCCUUUUGUUUAAUUUUUUGGUUCUGAGUCUUAAUAUUCCUGUUGCCUGCUGGCUGGGCAACAGCCUUUUAUGUGUUAACUUAGGAAAAUUGGUGUUGAGUGGUAGUGUGGACAUUGGUCUUCAGGAUUUACAUGUCUUCUUUUAAGUUUGUACUGUGGCCUUUAUAGCUACUGGAGUCACUCCUCAGCCUGUCUGGAUGUUUAGCAGAAUCUGACAGAAGAAUAGUAUGCCUGCUCCUCUUGUUACUGUCUAUCUCUGAUUGCUCUCCUUUUAAGUGACUUGUUAGGAGGAACACACAGCUCUAAACUGAAGAAUUAGUUCACCUUUCCUGAACUGAACAUGGUUGAUGGUGUGAGAAGAGCUGCUGUUAGCAAGCAGCAACAUCCUAGUCAACACCUAACUUGAGUUGAUGACUCAGGAAAAAGCACGGCUUUUCAAUAGUCAUGUUUGGACAUAUUUAGUGCCAAAUUUAAAAAAGACUGAAAAUGCAUUACUUAAUAAGGAGUAAGUACUGUUUCUAAAUACUUAAGUAGAAUUAUGUUAAAUCUUACCUGCUAUUAGAGUGAGUAAUGGAUUGAUUAUAAUUUUCUACACAGCAUAUAGGUACUAGACAAUUCUACAUAUCUCACUCAUUUCUUUUGCCCAUUUUUCUUUUAGUAAUUUCUGUGUGUUCUUUUUUGGUGUCUUUCCAUGUUUCUUACAAGUUUUACUUACCAUACUUUCCCUUAUGGCAUCAGCAUGUGUUUUGUGCUUCCUCUUUGGAAGUGGAUCACUAUUACUAAAGCAAUAGGAUUAGAUUGUGUGGAAGUUGGAAGGAGGAGGAUUUGGUAGGGCGGGUGUGUUUAUGUUCAACUAAUUCAUGCUUUAACUUACUGUAUAUUGAUCUUAAGUCUAUGACCUUUGAGAGAUCCCCAAGGCAUUUAUGUAGAGAGAAUUUAAAGAUGUUAUUUGGAGAACAAAUGUUACUUAAGAUGAAAACCUUUUGAAUUUUCAAGUAAAGCUAAGCAAUUUCAAUAUUUGCAUUACUGCUGGAGAUUUUGAAACGUUUCUUGAAUGAAGAGCAUGUGCACAUCUCAUUGUCACUAUGCCUCUCUGAUAUUCCUGCUUGUAUAAAGUUGAAUAAUGUACUGUGGUGUGAUCCCUUAUCCUUUUAACAGUCAGACUUUUCUCCUUGUAAGUAAAACUACUACAAUUGAUGAGUGUGAUUGCCAAGCGCUGGAUGUUUAGCUGCUCAGUGUUCUGUCAUAACUGUUCUAUUUAAGGGAGAAACAGUGUAUAUUGAAAUAGAAAUGCUUUUGUUUUCUGUCUCUAAUCUGAAUUUUUGUUUUGAAUUAAGGACAGUCUUAAAACCAAUUGCAAAGGAAAAUCAAAAAUGUCAAAAUUCAUUAUUUUCCACUGUAAGAAAAAUUUCUUGAGUUUAGUAUUUUGUCUCGUGUUUCUUAAAUAUAAAUGUCUUUAUAGCAAACAUUCAGUUCUUUGUGAGGAGAUGACAUCUUGCGUAUUAAAUUAGUUCUUUGUGUUAUUUUGAUAUUUAAAAUAAACAGAGUUCUUUGGUCCUAGUAAA
Rattus norvegicus (Norway rat) is the source of this 9288-nucleotide messenger RNA. The record is from RefSeq and is a predicted model, not a curated record. Lineage: Eukaryota; Metazoa; Chordata; Mammalia; Rodentia; Muridae.